CUCUCCCCAACUACAACUCCUGAGAUCCUCAAAACACUCUCUGUGUCUACGUCUCUCUCUCUCUCCCUCAUCUCCCCGGCGGAACUCUCUCUCUCUCUCACGGAAUCAUGGCUUUCGAGAAGAUCAAGGUCGCCAACCCCAUCGUCGAGAUGGACGGAGAUGAGAUGACUCGAGUCUUCUGGAAAUCAAUCAAGGAGAAGCUUAUCUUCCCCUUUGUGGACUUAGAUAUAAAGUACUUUGACCUUGGCCUUCCUCAUCGUGAUGAAACUAAUGACAAAGUUACUAUUGAAAGUGCGGAAGCUACUCUUAAGUACAAUGUGGCAAUUAAGUGUGCAACCAUUACUCCAGAUGAAGGACGUAUGGAGGAAUUUAAAUUGAAGCAGAUGUGGAAGAGUCCAAAUGGAACAAUUAGGAACAUUCUGAAUGGAACCGUCUUCAGAGAACCAAUUAUUUGCAAAAACGUCCCUCGGCUCAUCCCAGGAUGGACAAAGCCUAUAUGCAUUGGAAGGCAUGCUUUUGGUGAUCAAUAUAAAGCAACUGAUACAGUCAUCAAAGGACCUGGAAAACUCAAAAUGGUGUUCGUACCAGAAGGAAAAGGAGAAAAUACAGAGUUGGAGGUUUAUAACUUUACUGGUGCUGGAGGAGUAGCUUUGUCUAUGUACAAUACUGAUGAGUCCAUCUAUGCUUUUGCGGAGGCUUCAAUGGACAUUGCUUUCCAGAAAAAGUGGCCGCUUUAUCUUAGCACAAAAAACACUAUUCUUAAGAAAUACGAUGGAAGAUUCAAGGACAUAUUUCAGGAAGUGUAUGAAGCUAAGUGGAAAUCAAAGUAUGAGGCUGCUGGGAUAUGGUAUGAACACCGCCUCAUCGAUGACAUGGUUGCUUAUGCUCUUAAGAGCGAAGGAGGUUAUGUAUGGGCAUGCAAAAACUAUGACGGGGAUGUGCAGAGUGAUUUCUUGGCACAAGGGUUUGGAUCUCUUGGUCUGAUGACAUCUGUCCUGGUGUGCCCUGAUGGAAAGACAAUAGAAGCUGAAGCAGCCCAUGGCACCGUUACACGCCAUUUCAGGGUUCACCAGAAAGGUGGUGAAACCAGCACAAAUAGCAUAGCCUCCAUUUUUGCAUGGUCCAGAGGGCUUGCACACAGAGCCAAGUUGGAUGACAAUGCAAAACUCUUGGAUUUCACUGAGAAACUAGAAGCGGCUUGUAUUGGAACCGUGGAGUCUGGAAAGAUGACCAAGGAUCUUGCACUUAUUAUCCAUGGAUCUAAGCUUUCUAGAAACUUGUAUCUGAAUACUGAAGAGUUCAUUGAUGCUGUGGCGGAUGAGCUGAGAGCAAAACUUGGUUGCAAAGCUUAACUGUGGGAAAGGAGAUUUGAAAGCUGCCAUUGGGUUUCUCAAUGAGUCAGGUUACUGCGGAGAAGAAUAAAAGGGGGUGUGAGACUAAGAGGAAAUUCAGGUAGUCAUGCGCGGGGGAAUAGAGCUGUUGUGGACUAGUGUUGGAUUUCUUUGGAUUGUCGUUUCUAAUUGCUACCAAAGAUGUUUUAGAUUCGACGUCCUUUAUUUCAAUUUAUCAUCUUGAUUGAACUGAA
Messenger RNA from Rhododendron vialii, 1585 nucleotides. Its product is annotated as isocitrate dehydrogenase [NADP], chloroplastic. The transcript has 16 exons. Lineage: Eukaryota; Viridiplantae; Streptophyta; Magnoliopsida; Ericales; Ericaceae. The record is from RefSeq and is a predicted model, not a curated record. Gene Ontology annotation, biological process: isocitrate metabolic process. Gene Ontology annotation, cellular component: mitochondrion. Gene Ontology annotation, molecular function: NAD binding; magnesium ion binding; isocitrate dehydrogenase (NADP+) activity. The coding region runs from base 108 to 1352 and encodes 414 amino acids.